AUGUUCGACAAAGUGGUUGCAGCCUGGAGAGAGACGUUCCCGAAACGGGAACGCAAGUUGAUGAGCAUUGGAGACGUUGCAGCCAUUGAAGAGUUCAACGAGUAUUUCCCGGGGUUCGCUGAUAUGUGUGAAGAGAACUACAGGAUAUUGAAAGUCUACAUUCGGACUCUUCAUCCGCUCUAUUGCAUUCCAAGCUUCAGAAGAGCGUUUGCCGCAGCGUUUGCAUUGGAGAUCCAGCUGGAUGAGCACCUGGAGAGAAAUCCCGCAGAAAAGAGAGAAGGAUUGACUGGAGAAUGGGCGGUUCAUAUCUUCACCGACCACAACGAGCGAACCAUCGAAAGAUACCGCCAGUACAAAAGAGAACGUCUCGAAAAGCUCAAAUGGGAAUUAGCGCUAAGAAUGAAGAAAGCUUCCGAGAUUUCGAAAAAGCACGAGAAUCAAAUCAAAUGGCUUUUGGGCCGAGAAGGAUACUAUGAGUACAAUAAGUCACGUAUCGACCAGUUGGUAGAUGAACACAAAAAAACUGGAAAGCAUCUGGAACAGAAGAAGGAGGAGGCAAGAGCUCAAGAACUCAAUGACAAGUUUCGGCAAAUGGCAACCAAACCACAACCCAAACCACAGCCUGAAGGGCCUUCAAAGAUCCAGGCUGCCAAUACCUACACUUAUUCAAAAUGA
Molecule: messenger RNA, 675 nt
Organism: Caenorhabditis briggsae
Lineage: Eukaryota; Metazoa; Nematoda; Chromadorea; Rhabditida; Rhabditidae
Exons: 2
Coding region: 1-675 (224 amino acids)
Source: RefSeq, a predicted model, not a curated record